Molecule: messenger RNA, 1767 nt
Organism: Vanderwaltozyma polyspora DSM 70294
Lineage: Eukaryota; Fungi; Ascomycota; Saccharomycetes; Saccharomycetales; Saccharomycetaceae
Gene: NOP7
Product: mRNA-binding ribosome synthesis protein NOP7
Exons: 1
Coding region: 1-1767 (588 amino acids)
Biological process (GO): maturation of LSU-rRNA from tricistronic rRNA transcript (SSU-rRNA, 5.8S rRNA, LSU-rRNA); ribosome biogenesis
Cellular component (GO): nucleolus; PeBoW complex
Molecular function (GO): RNA binding
Source: RefSeq, a predicted model, not a curated record
AUGAGAAUUAAGAAGAAGAAUACUAGUGGUAACGCAAAGAACUUUGUUACCAGAUCUCAGGCUGUUAGAAAGUUGCAAGUUUCUCUAGCUGAUUUCAGAAGGUUAUGUAUCUUUAAAGGUAUCUAUCCAAGAGAACCUCGUAACAAAAAGAAGGCUAAUAAAGGUUCUACUGCACCAACUACAUUUUACUAUGCAAAAGAUAUUCAAUAUCUAAUGCAUGAACCUGUAUUGAAUAAAUUCAGAGAACAUAAAACUUUUGCAAAGAAGUUAACUAGAGCUUUAGGUAGAGGUGAAGUUUCUUCUGCUAAGAAAUUGGAUGAAAAUAGAACUUCUUAUAAAUUAGAUCAUAUUAUCAAAGAACGUUAUCCAAGUUUUCCUGAUGCUGUUAGAGAUAUUGAUGAUGCUUUGAACAUGUUGUUCUUAUUUGCAAACUUGCCAGCUACUGAUCAAGUCUCUUCGAAAAUAACUAAAGAUGCAAAUGAAAUUUGUAAUCAAUGGUUAGCCUAUGUAGCAAGAGAACGUUUAGUUCGUAAAGUUUUCGUUUCUAUUAAAGGUGUUUACUAUCAAGCAAGCAUCAGAGGUGAAGAUGUUAGGUGGUUAGUUCCUUUCAAAUUUCCUGAAAAUAUCCCAAGCGACAUCGAUUUUAGAAUCAUGUUAACAUUUUUGGAAUUUUACUCUACUUUGUUGCAUUUCGUUUUAUACAAAUUGUACACAGAUAGCGAUUUGGUAUACCCACCAAAGGUUGAUAUCGCUAAGAAUAAGAUAAUAAGUGGGUUGUCAUCUUAUAUUUUGGAAUCUGAAACCGAAGAAAAUGUCUUAACAGCAACUAAGUUAUCAGAACCUACUGGUGAAACUUCAAACAUUGAUUCUGAAACUUUGAAAUUGGCUAUGAAGGCUGAUGAAAAUGUUGAUGAUACAAAUCCAGAAGAUGAACAAACUGAAAAUGUCGAAACCGUUGAAUUAGAUGCUUUCCAAGAUAACAACAAAAACAAAGGUGAUAUCUUGGCUCAACCAAGUCAAUAUGAAUCUCCAGUUUCUACUUUGUUCUCAGAUUUCGUAUUUUAUGUUGGUAGGGAAGUUCCAAUUGAUAUUCUAGAGUUCUUAAUUCUAUCUUGUGGUGGCUCUGUUAUAAGUGAAGCCGCUCUAGAUAAAUUAGAAACAAAAGACAUCGAUUUCUCAAAAGUUACACAUCAAAUUGUUGAUAGACCUGUUUUGAAAAAUAAAGUUGCAGGUAGAACAUAUAUUCAACCACAAUGGAUUUUUGACUGUUUGAAUAAAGCUAAAUUAGUCCCAGCUAACUUGUACUUACCUGGUGAAACUUUACCACCUCACUUGAGUCCAUGGGGUGACGCUAGUGGUUAUGAUCCAAAUGUCUCUGAUGCUGAAGAAGAAGGUGAAGAUGAUGAAGAUGAGGAUUCUGAAGAAGGCUCUGGUGCAGAAGUUGAAGAGAAUGUUGAUGAAGAUGAAGACGAUGAAGAAUUGAGAGCCCAAAAGGAAUUGGAAUUAGAAGCUCAAGGUGUAAAAUACUCCGAUAUAAAGGAUACUGAAGUCAAGUCAAAGAACAAGAAGAGAAAGGCAGCUUCUACUGAAGCAGAAGAAGAAAAGGACUUGAAGAUGAUCAUGAUGAGUAACAAGCAACGUAAGCUGUACAAAAAGAUGAAAUAUUCUAAUGCAAAGAAGGAAGAAAAGGUUGAAAACCUAAAGAAGAAGAAGAAGCAAAUAUCAAAGACAAAGGAAAAAUUAACAAAACUAGAAGGCAAGAAAUAA